Messenger RNA from Abrus precatorius (Indian licorice), 3255 nucleotides. RefSeq names its product UPF0496 protein 4-like. Bases 570 to 1784 code for a protein of 404 amino acids. NCBI's taxonomy places the organism in Eukaryota, Viridiplantae, Streptophyta, Magnoliopsida, Fabales, Fabaceae. The record is from RefSeq and is a predicted model, not a curated record. The transcript has a single exon.
CGCGGUCUAAUUGUCCCCAAUAUAACCCUCUCCUUCCUACUAGGGUUCCAUGCCUCACAUCUCCCCGCAUUUCCCUCUCCCUUGUCUCUUUCUCUCUCUCAACGUUUGAAAAUUUCUGACUUUUGUUCUGGAUUCUCAAUUCCUUCUUGUUUUGUUUUGUUGGGUUCAAACUCAAAAUUUUGCCUCUCAUUUCUGGGUUUUUCAAUUGAAGUGACAAAGAUUUCAAAUUGGAAGGGGAUUUCCGGUUUCAGGUGGUUCAAUUUUGAAUUUAUUGGGAGAUUUUUGGGUUUCAAUUCCUGGAUUUUCAAAUUGAAGUGGUGGAAGUUAUCAAACCGGAGAUAAUUUAUUUCAAUUCCAUUUUAGGAUUUCGGGUUUUUUUUUAUUUAAUUUUCAAAAUUGGAUUUUGAGCAACGGGUCUGUGAAAUCUGGUUUUUUGAUUCCCGGGUGUUGAAAUUGAAGUGAAAAGGCUUUCAAAUUGGAGAGAAAUUUCGGUUUUGGCAACUGGGUAUGCGAGAUAGGUAUUGGGGGGAAGAGAAAGUGAGGUUGUGUGAGUUGCUUUUUUUGUGAGAAUGCCCGCGACGGACUUUCAAGGUUCGUCUCCUUCAUCGUUAACCCAUUUUGGCCGUUCAAUUCUGAGUCUCCGUCGUGAUCAGGUUCACUCCAUCUCCAUGGAAGGUUCGAGCUUGGAGACCGAGUUGGAAUCGUUUCAGCAACGUGUGACUGACCGGUUCCUUGAACUCUCUUCGAUUGCUCAGGAUGAUUUGCUUUCACUCUCGUGGAUUGGGAAACUUCUAGAUUGCUUCCUCUGUUGCCAAGAGGAGUUCAGGGCCAUUCUCCAUUCACACAAGGCACAGGUGUUGAGACCCCCCUUGGAUCGCAUGGUCUCUGAUUAUUUUGAACGUAGUGUGAAGGCUUUGGAUGUUUGCAAUGCGAUUCGUGACGGGAUUGAGCAGAUUCGCCAGUGGCAGAAGCUGUUGGAGAUUGUGCUCUAUGCAUUGGGGCAUCAAAGGAGCAUUGGUGAGGGCCAAUUUCGUAGAGCCAAGAAGGCCCUCAUUGAUUUGGCAAUUGGGAUGCUUGAUGAUAAGGACUCCAAUGCUUCUAUUGCUCAUCGAAACCGGUCUUUUGGCCGCAGCACUGGUAGCAAGGAGCAUCACAAUCAUAGUCAUAGUCAUAAUCACAAUAAUAGCAACUAUCACCAUCGGUCUUUGGGGCAUUUUCGAUCGCUUUCAUGGAGUGUUUCGCGUACUUGGUCUGCUGCUAGACAGCUCCAAGCAAUUGGGAACAACAUUUAUCCCCCUAAAGCAAAUGAUCUUGUGGCUUCCAAUGGUCUUGCAAUGCCAGUGUUCAUCAUGAAUUCGAUUCUGUUGUUUGUGAUGUGGGCUCUUGUGGCUGCAAUUCCAUGCCAGGACCGUGGAUUACAUGUCCAUUUUACCAUUCCUAGGAAUUUCUCGUGGGCUGUUUCAUUGCUCUCGAUUCACGAAAGGAUCAUGGAGGAGUCGAAGAAGCGGGAGCGGAAGAAUUCCUGUGGCUUGCUCAAGGAGAUUUAUCAGAUUGAGAAAUGUGCUAGAGUGAUGAAUGAAUUGGCUGAUUCUGUGCACUUCCCAUUGUCGGAGGAGAAAGAAAGGGAGGUUAGACAGAGAGUGGAAGAAGUUUCACUGGUUUGCGAUGCUUUGAAAGAUGGACUAGACCCUUUGGAGCGCCAAGUGAGGGAGGUGUUCCAUAGAAUCGUGCGCAGCCGGACAGAAGGGCUUGAUUCUUUUGGCAGGCCUAGCAAUGCUGAGUAAUUUGCUGCCCGCAGUAAUUUUUUGUGGGUGCUGAAAUGAAAAUACAAGUUGUGACAUUAUAAUAGCCUAAUUUCGCUUCCAUAGAAAUAGAAGACUACAAAGAAGAAGCAAGUGACCUAUGGAGAUAAAAGAGGAAGAAAGACAAAGGCUGGUGGUUUGACGUGAAGAUUAUGCCAACAAUAAAGUGGUAAGGGGGAGGAUUCUUGUACUUAGAAACCGUAUAAAAUGUAUAGAAUUUAGGAUAUUUCAUGUGGGAUCCUUGUGGUCUGUGCUGUUUGUUUUCCUCCCCUCUUGUUUUUGUCUUGUGAUGUUGCUAUUGUAUAAUCAAUUUUCUCUUUAACUUGCUGCAUCCUCAUUGUAGCUGAUUUUGUUCAUGAAUAUGUAUUAGAUAAAUCUUCUUUUGGUUCAUAUACUUACAAUUGUAUUUGGAAGAGCAUAUUAUUAUUAAAUCCUGCCUUCCUUUGGAGUCCGGGAAUUGUUUAAUUUUCAUUAAGCUCUAUGGAUUAACUGGAGAAGAAAUUAAUCUUGAUCAAAUCCUGAGGAAUUUAUAUCUUUAUUAUACUACCUUCGUUCUGAUUUUCAUUUCCAUUAUCAUUUGUGGACUUCAAUUGUUGUGAAUGACAUUGACAAUGACCAGGUACUUAGUUCCGUUCCAUACCUACAGUUUUGUGUUAGGAAAAUAUGGUCUUAAAAAGAUUUUGCGAUUUGUACUUAAAAUGCACUUGAUGCAAUCAAAAUUAAAGUUUCACGACAAAUAAAAUAUACAAUUGUUUCACUCACUCUUGAGCCAUUCAUUCGCACAUACUCUGAAAUUGGAGAUGGCACAAGUUAAUCUGAUAUUUCUGUUUUUAUUUGGCCCACUGUUCUUAUGUUAAAAUUCCAGUCUUAUGCAUUUGAGUAAUGAAAAUAUUACCGAAACUGUUUAGUGUCACACCUGAAUCUUUAAUGCGUUUGAUUUUUGCAGUCAAGUCAUUUAAGUUGGUGGACUUUGACCUGGCUUAUUGCCAUCCAUAAUUGAACUUCUUGGCAAGGUGACACUAGUUCCUGGUCAAGUUAAAACUUGUUGACCAGGUGUCAAUGAAUUCUUUAUUCUUUAUGACCUCUUAUAAAGUCAUCAGGAUUUUCCUUUUGGGUAACAUCUGUGUUAGGACUCUAAAGGGUUUCCAAAAUUUUCUAGUGGUCUCUCAUUUUUUGCUAUAAAAUGUCCUAGGCAAAGUUCAGCGGGUGAGUUAUUGUAUAUAUUUGUCUAAAUAAUUGCUGUAUAUUUUUGUCUUUCAAGUUUCAUUGAAAUAAUAUUGUUCAAUCAUUAGGGCAUGCAAUUUAUUUUUGGAUAGUAUCUUCAUGAUAAUUUCUACAAAUACUUGUUUAUCUAUCUGUACGCACCUGCUGUCUCUGCAACUUGUGCGGAGGUUUAAAAGGAUGAUUUUGCUUAACUAGCAAACUAUUGUCUUUCCAGCUCAAUACAAUGUGC